AUGUCAGAACACGUACCGGCUUGGAAAAGAUUUCAAAUCAAAGGAUCAGAUGAAGGUAAGAAGGUUGAAGAUGAACUAGACUCGUUGAUUGUGUCAACACAUCUAUCAACUGGGUCGCUUUCGAAGAAGGAGAAGAAGAGGAUUAUACAGGGCCAUAAGGGUGAUGUUGGUACCACGAAUAAGGUCAGCAAAAAGAGCAAAGACAGGAAAAGAGAGAAGUUGGCUAAAGAAGAGAGACUAAAGAAGAAGCAGGUUGUUUUGAAGGAUCAAUUAAGAUAUUUGAUUAACUUCUACACCAUGAAGCUGGAACUGGAAUUACCAGAAGCUGUCAAGGAACUACCUAGUGUCAAGGAGAAUAUAGCGCUUCAGACUGGUGCGGAAGAAGAAGAACAGAAUACAGUAAAGGAAGUUUGGAAGUUUAGCAAGCAGAAACAGAACUGGCUCAUCAAGCACUUUACUUUCCUAGACGAAAUCCCAGCUGAAUUUGAUCCUCUUAUGGUCAAGUAUUUCAAGGAUCUCCAAGGUGGGUCCAAGGAACAGCUACAGAAAAGUUGUCUGGAAAUCGUAAACAGAUAUAACGAGUGUAUGGAGAAGCAAAAGGAAGAAAUGGCGAAGAUUGUUUUGGGAGAGGCCGAAACAGAUAAGAAAGAGGAUGCUAAGGAUGCUGACAAGGACGAGUCCUCAGAGGAAACCAAAGAGGAUUCCAAGGAACAAACUGCAGCUGAGAAGAAGGACGAAAUAUUACCACCUAGCAAAGAUCUUUUAAAGAGAGCCUGUUCCAUGCUAGACGCUUGGAACAUUCAGUACCAGCUCGUAGAAUGA
Messenger RNA from Kluyveromyces marxianus DMKU3-1042, 822 nucleotides. RefSeq names its product RNA-binding ribosome assembly factor RBP95 (gene RBP95). The transcript has a single exon. Lineage: Eukaryota; Fungi; Ascomycota; Saccharomycetes; Saccharomycetales; Saccharomycetaceae. Bases 1 to 822 code for a protein of 273 amino acids. The record is from RefSeq and is a predicted model, not a curated record.